Messenger RNA from Lasiosphaeria miniovina, 213 nucleotides. RefSeq lists its product as uncharacterized. The record is from RefSeq and is a predicted model, not a curated record. Lineage: Eukaryota; Fungi; Ascomycota; Sordariomycetes; Sordariales; Lasiosphaeriaceae. The coding region runs from base 1 to 213 and encodes 70 amino acids. The transcript has a single exon.
AUGCAAAUUAGUGCCCGUAAUUGGGCCAAGCACGACAAGGUACGCCAGCGACUCGCGGACGCUGUCGAAAACAUGGAACGCGAAGAGCGUAUCAAGAAGAUGCGCGACCAGUGGCGCGCCCAGGUAGGGCAGAAAACCAUCGCGCCAAGGCCCUCUGCUGAGAGGCGUGUCGAUGCUGCCAGGGGCCCAGUUUUGGUUGGCGGGAGGUGCUGA